Colletotrichum aenigma is the source of this 942-nucleotide messenger RNA. RefSeq lists its product as uncharacterized. The record is from RefSeq and is a predicted model, not a curated record. The transcript is spliced from 3 exons. Lineage: Eukaryota; Fungi; Ascomycota; Sordariomycetes; Glomerellales; Glomerellaceae. The coding region runs from base 1 to 942 and encodes 313 amino acids.
AUGAGGACUAUGCUGGCCACGCUUAAGGCCCUGCCCCUCGAUAAGACGGCUAAUAUUGAGAUCAAGGUGAGCGAGGAGCUGUACAACCUGCUGCAGGAGAGGCACUACGCUAUAGACGAUAGUAAGGAUGAGGAAGACGGGGAAGAAAUAGGAGGAGGCUGGGUAGAUAAUAUUAACGACGACGACAAUAAUGAGGAGAUGCUCCAGCUUGAACAGCUGUCUAUAGCUGAUGAUAGGCCUAGGAGGGCAGAGGCGGAGGGAGCACAGAUAUUCGACAAAUAUGACAGACUUCAGAAGCUUAUGUUGGAGCUUGAGAUGCAGUUCCAACUGGAAAACAUCACAGCUGUCUUAUACGCGCUAGCCGUCUAUAUUAAUAGCGACAGAACUACUGAGGCUGACCGUUUAGAGAUACGCUAUCUGCUUGCUAAUAGAAACAUACUUAUAAGGGAGUUUGCAAGCACCUGCGACUACACUUUCUACCUGCAAGCGUUCUACCUGGUGUAUAGAAAUAUGUUAUCUAACUGCCUGCCUAUAUUCCUUAACUCGCUCUUUGCUGCUAUGAAGGGGAACAUAAGCGAUCAGAACGAGGGUGCCGACAUCCUCUUAUUCAGCUACUUCCAGGGAUACUCAAACAUCAAGCGAAGCGUUCGCCAUAGCCCUCAUGACUUGUUAGCCACGAAGGGGUAUGCAACAGAGGUGCUGACCAUGCCGACUUCAGAUGCUGGAGCGACGUCAGCAGCGAGGGAGAAGCGUGAGCGGUUGCUACGCAUUAUCUGCAGCCCUAAUGAGUUGAAGCCUUUCGCAAGGGAGCGUCAGCAGAUUAAUAUUGCUGUUAAGGCUGAGGAGGGUGCGUUCAGGCUUAAGCAAGUUAUAUCGCUAGAUAUGCAGCGUAUAACUAGCGCUAAGCGGACGUUUAAGACUGUUAUCAGGCCUAUCUUCUAA